Messenger RNA from Planococcus citri (citrus mealybug), 2692 nucleotides. RefSeq names its product hydroxymethylglutaryl-CoA synthase, cytoplasmic-like. Gene Ontology annotation, biological process: acetyl-CoA metabolic process. The coding region runs from base 640 to 1992 and encodes 450 amino acids. The transcript is spliced from 2 exons. Gene Ontology annotation, molecular function: hydroxymethylglutaryl-CoA synthase activity. NCBI's taxonomy places the organism in Eukaryota, Metazoa, Arthropoda, Insecta, Hemiptera, Pseudococcidae. The record is from RefSeq and is a predicted model, not a curated record.
ACACGAGCAAUACAUAGAACUAUAGUAUAUUCUCAUCAAAAUCAAACAGGUUCUAGUUUUUAGCUAAGUAGAAUGCCUACGUAAAUCCUAUUUUUUGAAGUUGUAUAUUUUCCUUAAUUAAUUAUGUAAUUAAUUCUUGUCCCGACGAGACAUCAGUUUAAUCAUCUUUGAAGUGUGUUUAGUCAGACUUUGGGUGAGAAAUCUUAUCUUUAUGAAGAUUAUGCCUCGAAAACGUUUCAAUUUUCAGUCACGAAUGAAAUUAAUAAACUGGUUGAAAUUUGAGCCACCUAACAAUUUAUCGCGACGAUUUUAUUUUUUCAAUUAAAAUUAAUUGCGUGUAGUGCAUAGGUGAUGGAUACUUGAUAUAAAAACUGAUAGAGUCUGAUGUGGUAUUUUUGAUUCUAUUAUACGAUGAGUUCAUUUCUAUUUUGAUUUUUUUCUCAAGUCGUUGAUGUCGACUUCAGUUGACAGUAUUUUCUUGUGAAAUUCAGCUGGGUUUUGUCUAAUAUAGUGAGGUUAUACGGGCAUUGUAUUAAUCUUAUAAAGAAUAAUCAUCUGAAAAAAUCAGCUUCCUGAUAUACGCGUAUAAAUACUCGUUGGAAUAUUCCGAAUCAUAUUAUCGAUCAAAUCACGAACACGAUGGGUGACAGUAAUAAAUGGCCGGAAGAUGUCGGAAUCUUAGCGAUCGAAUUCAUAUUUCCGAAAGAGUACGUCGAUCAAACCGAACUUGAGCAAUUCGAUGGCGUUUCGGCUGGAAAAUACACCAUAGGAUUAGGUCAGAAAGAAAUGGGCUUCUGUUCGGAUCUGGAAGACAUAAAUUCGUUAUGUUUAACAGCUCUGAAUAAAUUAAUCGAGAAUAACAAUUUAAAAUACGAAGAUAUCGGAAGAAUAGACGUGGGCACCGAAACCAUCGUGGACAAAUCGAAAAGUGUGAAAACCGUGUUGAUGGAUUUAUUCAAAGAUAGCGGUAAUUUCAAUAUCGAAGGCUUAGAUACGACCAAUGCUUGCUACGGUGGUACUGCUGCUUUAUUUAACGCUUUGUCGUGGAUCGAAUCGAGCUACUGGGAUGAACGAUUAGCGGUGGUGAUAGCUGGUGAUAUUGCCGUUUAUGCAAAAGGCAACGCUCGUCCGACUGGCGGAGCUGGUGCAGUAGCUAUGCUAAUCGGUCCGCAUGCUCCUAUCGUAGUAGAACGAGGUUUACGUAGUACGUAUAUGGCUCAUGUGUACGAUUUCUAUAAACCCGAUUUAACUUCGGAAUAUCCCAUCGUUGAUGGACAACUAUCCAUUCAGUGUUAUUUAUCGGCUUUGGAUGCCUGUUACAAGACGUACCGCGUAAAAACGAAAGAUCCUGAGUUUCGUAUCGAUAAACUAGACGCUAUGGUGUUCCAUUCGCCGUAUUGUAAAUUAGUGCAGAAAUCCAGCGCUAGGUUAUUAUUCAAUGAUUACGUAUUAUGCCCGGAUAAGCAGAAAUAUUAUCCGGAAUUGGAGCAUUUGAAAGACGUGAAACUCGAAGAUACGUAUUUCGACCGCGAUAUCGAAAAAUUGUUUUUAACUCGUGGUCAAAAAGUGUUCGAUACCAUGACGAAAAAAUCACUGCUGCUGGCGAGUCGUGUUGGAAACAUGUAUACAGCAUCGGUGUACAGCUGUCUCGCUUCCUAUCUAACGACUACUCCUGCUGACGAAUUGCCGGGUAAAAGGAUAGGUAUUUUUUCGUACGGUUCGGGGCUGGCAUCCUCUAUGUAUUCGGUAAAAAUUAAAGGAGGUCCUCAUCUGGACAAAUUAAUCAACAGUAUUUGUAAUAUUACGGAGAAACUCGAUUCUCGUAAAAAAGUUUCACCUCGUGAAUUUUCUGAUAUCCUUCAAAAACGUGCUGAAACCUUGCACGAUGCUCCGUUUACGCCAUCCACAUCAACCGAUACUUUGUUUCCGGGCACGUGGUAUCUGAGCCAUAUUGAUGAAAAGCAUCGUAGGAAAUACGCUAGAAAAACGUAAAAGGUGUGUGUGAAUCGUCCAUAGUACCAUCUGCAGCUAUUCGUGUUAAUUUCAGAUCAUGAAUUUAUGAAAUGCUCGUUUUUCUUUGUAGAAUGAAUUCUGUGAUGUUUAAAAUUAAUUUAUUCGGAUCAUGUUUUUGAAGUAAUUAUUCGGGAUAUUUGGUUACCAUCGGCAUUGCAUUGUUGUACUUAUGUUGAAAAAUAUACGUAAAGAUGAAAUAUUGUUAUUCCAUAAUUUUUUUAAGUUAAUUUACGUUAUGUUUUUCAUUUUUUUUUUUUUUUUUUUUUUAGGAGAUGACCAAGUAUUUUAAUUUUAAUAUUUUUCCCGAGUUAUUACGUUAAUUAUUUUAGUUUAGUACUUUACGUGUUAAAUGGUCUGUUGAUUAGGUUUUUAAUUAAUAUUUUUUACCUGAAGUAUACUUGUGCAAUUUGAAUUUAUAAUCUUGAGAACAAUUUUCAUAAUCAAAUAUUAUUACUUUAAACCUCGAUGUAAUCAAACUCAUUGAUGACAUAACGUUUGUGUAAAAAUUCAAUAUUGGUUACUUAUUUUGUGUCUGUAGAAGAAAGUAAGCCAUCAUCACGACAUUUGAAGAAGUUCAGCGCCAUUCUUGCUUACUAGUGGUUAUUUGGAUACAUAAUUUUUUUGUUGUUGUACAAUGCUAUCAGUUGUGUCUGUGUAAUAAAGUAAUUCUAUUAUGUUA